Peromyscus leucopus (white-footed mouse) is the source of this 2036-nucleotide messenger RNA. RefSeq names its product hedgehog acyltransferase like (gene Hhatl). Gene Ontology annotation, biological process: negative regulation of N-terminal protein palmitoylation. The transcript has 12 exons. NCBI's taxonomy places the organism in Eukaryota, Metazoa, Chordata, Mammalia, Rodentia, Cricetidae. Gene Ontology annotation, molecular function: acyltransferase activity. Bases 428 to 1942 code for a protein of 504 amino acids. The record is from RefSeq and is a predicted model, not a curated record. Gene Ontology annotation, cellular component: endoplasmic reticulum.
UACCUUGGACAGCAGCCAGCACCCUCCCAGUUCCUGCCUGACCCUGCCUGGCCUAGCUCGGGCUUCUCCAGGUUCUCAAAUAGCACAGCCUCCAGCCAGCAGCCAGCAAGACUACACAGCACCUCAGGAGGGACAGUGGGUGGACACAGGCAGAGAUCCGGGAUAAGACAAACCGCCGGUCAGGGACUUGGAGGAGGAAGGGGGUCAGGCAGAGCCGAGUGAGGCUGGAGACCUGGUGCUAGGGGAAGUCACAGGAUCUCAGGAAGAAGGGACUUUGUGGGCAGGGCUUUGCUGGGGCUAAGGGAGGCUCACUGAGAGAUGAGAAAACUGCCUGAUGGACUAGAGACAGGGUCUCCCCCGGGAAGGACCCCCAAGGUCGGGGAGGAGCGGUUUUGGACAAAGUCCAUCGGAGAGUCCUGUCCAGGCCAUGGGCAUCAAGACGGCUCUGCCUGCAGCUGAGCUCGGGCUCUACUCCCUGGUGCUGAGCGGGUCCCUGGCUUACGCUGGCCGAGGUCUCCUGGAGGCAUCGCAAGAUGGGGCCCACAGGAAGGCCUUCCGGGAGUCUGUGCGACCUGGCUGGGAGUACCUGGGCCGGAAGAUGGAUGUGGCUGACUUCGAGUGGGUGAUGUGGUUCACCAACUUCCGAAACAUCAUUGUCUUUGCUCUCUCGGGACACGUGCUGUUUGCCAAACUCUGCACCAUGGUGGCCCCCCAGCUCCGCUCCUGGAUGUAUGCUGUGUACGGAGUCCUGGCCGUGGUGGGCACAAUGGGCCCAUGGUACCUGUUGCUGCUUCUCGGCCACUGUGUGGGCCUCUAUGUGGCCUCACUCUUGGGCCAGCCCUGGCUGUGCCUUGCCCUUGGUCUGGCCAGCCUGGCCUCCUUCAAGAUGGACCCCCUGAUCUCUUGGCAGAGUGGGUUUGUAACAGGCACCUUUGAUCUUCAAGACGUCCUGUUCCACGGAGGCAGCGGCUUCACGGUGCUCCGCUGCACCAGCUUCGCGCUGGAGCGCUGUGCCCACCCCGACCGCCGCUACUCCCUUGCUGACCUGCUCAAGUACAAUUUCUACCUGCCCUUCUUCUUCUUCGGGCCCAUCAUGACCUUCGACCGCUUCCAUGCUCAGGUGAGCCAGGAGCCAGUGAGGCCAGAAGGAGAGCUGUGGCGCAUCCAGGCCCAGGCAGGACUCAGCGCGGCAGCCAUCGUGGCUGUGGACAUCUUCUUCCACUUCUUCUACAUCCUCACCAUUCCCAGCGACCUUAAGUUUGCCAGCCGCCUCCCAGACAGCGCCCUUGCUGGCCUGGCCUACUCAAACCUGGUGUAUGACUGGGUGAAGGCAGCGGUCCUCUUUGGUGUUGUCAACACUGUGGCGCGCCUGGACCACCUGGACCCUCCUCAGCCUCCUAAGUGUAUCACCGCACUCUACGUCUUCGGGGAAACGCACUUCGACCGUGGCAUCAAUGACUGGCUUUGCAAAUAUGUAUAUGACCACAUUGGUGGGGAUCAUUCCUCUGUGAUCCCGGAGCUGGCUGCCUCCGUGGCCACGUUUGUCGUCACCACUCUGUGGCUUGGACCUUGUGACAUCGUCUACCUGUGGUCUGUCCUUAACUGCUUUGGCCUCAAUUUCGAGCUCUGGGUGCAGAAGCUGGCAGAGUGCGGACCAUUGGCGCAAAUCGAGCAGGCCCGGCUAUCAGAGCAGAUGUCUCGCAGGGUCCGGGCCCUCUGUGGGGCUCUAAACUUCUGGGCUAUCAUCAUGUACAAUCUUGUGAGUCUCAACAGCCUUGAGUUCACAGAGCUGGUGGCCCGACGCCUGAUACUUACAGGCUUCCCUCAGACCACGCUGGCCGUCUUGUUUGUCACCUACUGUGGUGUCCAGCUGGUAAAGGAGCGUGAGCGAACCUUGGCUUUGGAGGAAGAGCAGAGGAAGGACAAAGAGAAGCUGGAGUAGGGUUGGGGACAGAGGACUGGGCUCUGCUCAGCUGCAUCUGGGCCCCAGGCCAUGGGGCCUGACCAACAGAAUAAAAGACUUUUCUACCAUGGUA